Messenger RNA from Colletotrichum abscissum, 192 nucleotides. RefSeq lists its product as uncharacterized. The record is from RefSeq and is a predicted model, not a curated record. Bases 1 to 192 code for a protein of 63 amino acids. The transcript has a single exon. NCBI's taxonomy places the organism in Eukaryota, Fungi, Ascomycota, Sordariomycetes, Glomerellales, Glomerellaceae.
AUGUAUUCAAUACUGACCCAAGCAGCACAGCAUGCAUACCCAGGUGACUCCAUCAUGGCCAUCACCUUCCUUGCGCCGCACAACCCCAGCCAUGAUCCCAGCUUGAGCCCCUGGGCCAGAUCAUGGCUAUCAACUUGCAAGGCUUUGAACAUGGGAGAGGACGGCAGAGCGCCCAGACAACCCAACGGCUGA